Drosophila bipectinata is the source of this 1229-nucleotide messenger RNA. It is a transcript of the gene Sting, whose product is annotated as transmembrane protein sting. Gene Ontology annotation, biological process: innate immune response; positive regulation of type I interferon production; activation of innate immune response. Gene Ontology annotation, molecular function: cyclic-di-GMP binding; 2',3'-cyclic GMP-AMP binding. Gene Ontology annotation, cellular component: autophagosome; endoplasmic reticulum membrane. Lineage: Eukaryota; Metazoa; Arthropoda; Insecta; Diptera; Drosophilidae. The record is from RefSeq and is a predicted model, not a curated record.
GCUUUUGUUAACUGAUCUGGCAGCCCUGGUUCGCACUAUCUGGAAAUAAUGGCAGUUCCAAAAAAUUCGCAAUAUAAUCAAGACGAGGAGGUUGCCAAUGGAGCUGUCAGGACGGUAAAAAGCAGGAAAUGGUACUAUUUGAAAAUGCUGGGUGACUAUGCAGAUGUCUCGAUUCGAGUUGCGGCUACCGUUUUCCUCGCCGAUUUCCUGCUGCGAUUGUUCCGCUGUGCCGUAGAAUAUAUCCGCUAUAGCCGGUAUUAUCUACCGGAAGAUCGAUUAUGGACGAUUUUACGUCGUGGGUGCACCUACGAAAGCAAACAUGUCUAUCUGGCUAUGGCAUUCGUCAUCGCGGGUCUGUCCCGAAUUUCAGUUACUGGAGAUUUUAGGGUCGUUAUUCCUACCGCUCUCUAUUUGGCCCAAAUUCCGAUGUACUGGUUCUUCUUCGAUUUAAGCCGGAGCACGCUAACCUACUCUCACUGGAUCCGGGAAGAUCACGGCCUGGACUAUGCGGCAGGCAUGGCGUCGAAUUACUUUCAUGGUUACCUGAAAUUGGUAUUGCCCGAAAGCAACAACGAUGGAAUCAAACAUCGCAUGGCGGUCUACGAGGCCGAGAACAACAUCACGUUUGGUGUGGACCGCCUGAUCAUCCUUAUUCCCGAUGAAAUGUUCGUCAAUAAGGUUCUGGAGAGUCCUUUGUUGCAGAAAGCCAAGCCCUUAGAGACUAGACACCUUAACCGAGCUGGCGUCUAUCGUCCUUUCAAGCACGACGUUUACCGUCUUACUAAAAUGAUCAACGGAAAAACAUAUUACUUUGCCAUGGAAGGUGCCACACCAAUGUUGUCCUUCUUCGAUUCCAUGCAGUCCAAUCUGUCAGCCACUUGGCAAAUGAAGGAACUUCAACGCGAAAUUUGGCUUAAGUUCUGUAAGCAUUUAAAGGAUCUCAUCAAAACAUGGCCAGAAACCCGUAAUGAGGUAGACCUUCUAGUCUACAAUGCCCAUGAUGGGAACGGCGAUCUUGUUGAUAUUGGGGAUUUACUUAUAGCUCAUAUGAAGAACCAAACCAAAGUAAUUGACAAAAUGUUAACCAUAGAUAAAAAGUACUAAGUUCGAACGGCAUUUUUACGAAUACGAAUUUAAUUUUUGAAGAGUUUUUUAUAAAUUUUACUUAAACGUAAUGAGAAUGUUUUAUAUAAUAAAAGAUGAACUGGGUUUUAAAUGGCCUAGGGAUA